UGUGUGGAAAUUAUUUUUCUCCUGCUAAACCACAACGGCAUAGAAUCAAACUGCUUCUUUUUGACACACUGGCUUUUCUGUCUUGUGGAUAUUAUGGCUAAUAACACAACAAGUUUAGGGAGUCCAUGGCCAGAAAACUUUUGGGAUGACCUUCUAAUAUCCUUCACCGUAUCCAUGGCAAUCGGGCUUGUGAUUGGAGGACUGAUCUGGGCGCUCUUCGUCUGUCUGUCUCGCAGAAGAGCCAGCGCCCCCAUCUCGCAGUGGACCUCCACCCGGAGGCCCGGCUCGUCCCACAGCCACGGUCUCAACAGAACUGGCUUCUACCGCCACAGCGGCUGCGAACGUCGCAGCAACCUGAGCCUGGCCAGCCUCACCUUCCAGCGACAAGCUUCCAUGGAACUAGCAAAUUCCUUCCCCAGGAAAUCCAGCUUCAGGGCCUCCACUUUCCAUCCGUUUCUGCAAUGCCCGCCGCUCCCGGUGGAGACGGAGAGCCAGCUGAUGACCCUGCCCACGUCCAGCGCCUCGCCAGCCCUCCGCGCGGCGCACAGCCUGAGCAGGCCGGACUGCCGCUGGUCCAGCAGCAGCCUGCGGGAGGGCUUCUCCACGCCGCCCCCUCCCGCCUACGAGUCCAUUAUCAAGGCCUUUCCAGAUUCCUGAACAGGGCCUUAAUGCUUCUUUUUUAAACUUAAAUAUAUAUAUAUAUAUGAUCUUGCCUUUCAUUGAAAGGAAAUCAUAUACAGGCUAAACAGAACUUUCAAAGUAUGGCCCCAGUGAUUUGAGUUUACAAGUAUAUGUUAAUGGAAGGUGGACAUUACAAUGUAAGACAUUUUCUUUGAACACAUUUUUUUUUUUUUGCUUUGUCUUACCAAAACAAAACAAAAAUAGCAUUUUCUCAAACAGUUUCAUAUUUAUGUAUUGGAAUUCGAUGUGAGGCAUUGGAUUCAAGAUACUGACUACAGGCUAUUAUCCACAAAUUCUGCAUGUAUGUUUUAGAUGAAAGACUUUAGAUGUCUGUAGUUUAGGUUUAUAAGCAUCAUUCGCUUUCCUACAAGGAAAAAAAGAAGUCACAUUAAAAAUUUUUUUAAGAAAUUUUAAUGUUAACAUUAUUUAGGAUUGCAAGUAUCUUUACAAUCCUGCAUUUUUAAAAUGAUGUCUAUGUGUCCCAAAUGACCGAACAUAGGAUCUAAAAUGCCUUGAUUCCACUCACUUGUGGUAGGUGUGAGACCUAAAGGAGGAAAGCUGAACUCUGUUGAUGCCGUGGGAUAGUUCAAUUUUAAUACCCCCCCCCCAACGUGCCUUUUGUACUUUUUCCCAAAGUAAUUAUCCACACGAUAGAGCAAAAUCUUGGAUUUGCUAAUAUGAUUUAACAUCAGCGUUGUGGGGAUGUUAUUACAAAAACAACGCAUCCAACACUUUUGUCCUAAAAAAUCACAUUUUAAGUUUAAUUUCAACUUCAGACUUUUCUUAAGGGAUAAAUUUCUUUCGUAGACUUGGAUUUGGAAACUUGGAAAGCACUUUAAUACAGAGAACUUAUCUGGUAAACUGCAGCCAAAUAAGGGCGAGUACCCUGGGUGGACACAGACACCGUAUCCUCCAAGAGCUCUCCCCCCUGGAUGAGCGCGACCCCCAGGCUGCUUCGCCAUGAAUCCCAAUAGCCUCCUUCCCCCCACCCCUGUUCUCUCAACAUGUUGUUCAUACAAUGAAAAAGCAGGCUUAGUGGUCACCAGGACAGUUACCCAAGGAGUCCACACCCACAGAUCGCCACCCUCUGCCAGGAAGAAGGCAGUGAGCAGUAGAGAAUUUUGGUGAUUUCCCCUUAAGGACAGGAGUUGUCUGUCCUGAACCAGUGGAGGGCUAAUUAGUCAAGAAGCUUGCUGGUUCAUAUCUUUAAGAGCAAGCACUUAGUUUAUGUUGACAUUUGUUCUUCUGAGCAUGGAGAUGUUCAGUGAAGAAAAUAUACUCAUUUUAGUCUUUAUUCCCAGUGGCCACAUCUCAUAGUGCCUGAACAUGCUCAAAAAACAAAUUGACAUUUUUUUAAUGUAGUGAAAGAUUCUAUAUAGCAGUUUUUUGUUAAUUUAUACUGCUUACAUUAUCUAUUGUUCCUCAAGGGAACAAUAUCUCCAGAAAGAGGCCCUCUAAAUGUGUGAGAAAAGAAGAAUAAAUGAAAGGAAAGAAAGAAAGAAAGAAGGGAGAAAAGCUAGAAUGAAGAAAGCAUGCACAGAGAGAGAGAGAGAGAGAGAGAGAGAGAGAUAACAGAAAACCAAUUCACUGAGGCUUGAUUAUUUAAUAAGGAGAUUUAGAAGCUGUAAUAUAGCCAAGAUUCCAAGAGCGCUUUAACUUAGUAGCAUGGCUAAUUUUAGUUUGCAUGCCAUCCUUAAUGUGUAACACGAGAAGUAAAGAAACCGUGGUUUUCCUGGAAUUUGUAUUGGGAAGAACAUCUGCUUAAUAUCUCUCCAGUGAGGGAAAUGAGAGCAAAAAUGCUCUGGUGCCUUUAGCAAUGUGGCAGAUUUAUUGCCUGGUCUUCAACUCUACCUAGAAAAUAGUCAAGAUGAGUAUUUUAUAAACGUUAUGCUUUGUACGAAGUGUGAAAUUAAAACAAGAACUCAAGAUA
Molecule: messenger RNA, 2611 nt
Organism: Jaculus jaculus (lesser Egyptian jerboa)
Lineage: Eukaryota; Metazoa; Chordata; Mammalia; Rodentia; Dipodidae
Gene: Myct1
Product: MYC target 1
Exons: 2
Coding region: 94-657 (187 amino acids)
Cellular component (GO): nucleoplasm
Source: RefSeq, a predicted model, not a curated record